AGUAGUCUUUGGCACAUGAUGCAAGGGUUAAAGCGGGAAGCUAACGGCGAGGGUAAAACUCGCCUUAGACCGCUGCGCAUUGGUUUGAUGGCCACAAGCGAUUAGUCGAGGGAAAAUCCCAUCAACCGAGGCACCUUUUUGGGCUAACCGACAUGUCAUCGAUUUGUCUGCCAUUCACCUGAGGUAGGCAAUUCGCCUUAGUCGCCAACGAAGCAUCCCCAGCCUCGUUGGCUUUCUUUUAAUUAUCCAAUACUCCUUUUAGUUUCUUACUUUGGCUCAUGUUGCGGACACUUGUGGGCUACCAUCCAGUUACCGUUACAUUUAUUUUCUUCUCCAUUCUGGUUCUUCUCAUCCUCCUUGUACCGUGACAGAGUGCAAACACGUUCCCGCUUUCCCCACAACAGCAGCUAUUCCCAUCCACACCACGCACCACACACACUCCACGGGCAAGCUUCCUCAGCUUACCCUGUCUUCUCGUCGACCUUGGUACCCUGUUCCUAGAGGCAGGAUACAUCCUCUCCCCAAGGGACCGCCGAUCCGUACGGUGAGGUGUGCGUGUGAGUCUGAGUGGGCUCCGAAUCUGAUGGCCAGGGGGGUCCCGCAACCAAUUCCCUCCUCAUCUGAACAUACUGUCGACCCCUAGCCCUUGACCGUUGCUACCUUCUAUCGACAGAUUGCAGCCUUCUUUUGCUGGCGUAGCGUGUGUUGUUCCUGGUGUUUCAACCACGUCAGGCAUAGUAGCCGUCUUGGCCUCGACCCUUCACUUGCUUCUUCUUCUCUUAUAUAUCCCUUGACUAGGCCGUCGCCUAUCUUCCCUUUCCCUCCCUUUUUAGCCAUGUCCCGCUCAUCCUUCGACUAUCCGAAUCCUCUCAAUAUGGACCCUGCCCAGUUCAAGUUGCUGUUGUCGUUGCUGCCCAAAGUGCCCUUGAUAACACGGGUAGCACUGCUUCAUGUUCUACACUUGUCAAAGUCAUCCCAGUACCUAGAUCUGCGGAGCGAUCUCAUCGUCUCGGUGCUACGUUCAUACCUUCAGCCAGCCAAGUUGCGCUCCAUCACGUCCACGCAGAAGCUCGCCAACCGCGAUAGCGGCGUCAAGGGGAGAAUAUGGGUUUCCACAUAUGCCAGCCCCGUGCCGCCAGAAACCGACGUGCGCGACGCCAUCAUCGGGAUCAUACAGUCAACCAGGGCACCAGAUACGCCAGAACUCAAGCUGCGACUGCCGGAUAUCGUGCCAGUGGAGGCCGAGUGGACGGGCUACCGUGCCGGUGCGACGGAAGAGGAGCGGCCGCCCGCGAUUGGAGAGAAGGACAAGUUUGAAAAGCUACAGAAGGAGGUUACCAGCCCGCUGACGGUGUUGUACCUUCACGGAGGAGCGUACUAUCUCUGCGACCCGGCGACUCACCGACCAGCUACGAAGAAGAUUGCCAAGUUGACUGGAGGCCGCGUGUACUCAGUGCGGUACCGCUUGGCUCCGCAGAACCCUUUCCCGUCGGCUCUGCUAGACGCCUUGGUAUCCUAUUUGACUCUGCUAUACCCGCCACCCGAUGCCUAUCACCAAGCCGUCGACCCGAAACACAUUGUGGUUGCUGGAGACAGUGCCGGGGGCAACUUGAGUCUAUCUCUGCUACAACUCCUCCUCGAGCUGCGCCGACAAAGUCGGAAGAUCCGCUGGCUGGGCGAGGAAAGAGAGAUCCCCUUACCCGCUGGACUCGCGCUCAACUUGCCGUGGAUGGACAUCACGCAAAGCUCGCCCAGCUGGGACGCCAAUGGGGAAUUCGACUACCUGCCCACAGGAGAGGUCUACGCAAAAUACAACCCGCCCCCGUGCGAAGCCUGGCCCGCGAAACCGCCCCGGACAAACAUGUACGCCGACGACGACCUCCUCGCGCAUCCCUUGGUGACGCUCCUGAUGAGCCGUAGCUGGGCGGGCGCGCCACCCGUGUACAUCUGCACGGGCUGGGAGCUGCUGGCGGACGAGGACAAGUACAUGGCGCGCAAGCUGCACCAGGACGGCGUGCCCGUGAUCUUUGAGGAGUACGAGGGGAUGCCGCACUGCUUCGCGCUGAUCCUGACAAAGAUUCCCAACGCGAGGCGGUGUUUUGAAGGGUGGACCAACUUUAUGAAGAGAGCUGUCACAAGCCCGGAGACGAUCGAUUCCAGGGCGACUUCGAUCAAGUCCAAGACGCUGCAGGAGGAGGUUCUCGACUUUGAGUCGUUGAGUGCCGUGAGCGCUGAGGACGUGCAUAAGAGGGUCCUCGCCAAGAAGGAGACGACAUUGGCGGCUGCGCCAGAGACUGCUGCGAAACUUUAGAGUCCACCUGAAAGAAGGGGCUUUAGGAGAUUCGCGUCGAUGUCUAAUGAUCAGCUUUAAGGGGUUUCGAUGAAAGGAGAGAUUAUUAAUGAUUUUAUUGCAUAUUCAACAUCAGACCAUGUAAUUAUUUAAACGCCCC
This is a messenger RNA of Colletotrichum scovillei, 2450 nucleotides long. RefSeq lists its product as uncharacterized. The record is from RefSeq and is a predicted model, not a curated record. Gene Ontology annotation, molecular function: hydrolase activity. The coding region runs from base 836 to 2311 and encodes 491 amino acids. The transcript has 2 exons. Lineage: Eukaryota; Fungi; Ascomycota; Sordariomycetes; Glomerellales; Glomerellaceae.